This is a messenger RNA of Argentina anserina (silverweed cinquefoil), 1826 nucleotides long. Its product is annotated as IAA-amino acid hydrolase ILR1-like 6. Bases 63 to 1505 code for a protein of 480 amino acids. The transcript is spliced from 5 exons. Gene Ontology annotation, cellular component: endoplasmic reticulum. Gene Ontology annotation, molecular function: IAA-Ala conjugate hydrolase activity. Lineage: Eukaryota; Viridiplantae; Streptophyta; Magnoliopsida; Rosales; Rosaceae. The record is from RefSeq and is a predicted model, not a curated record. Gene Ontology annotation, biological process: auxin metabolic process; jasmonic acid metabolic process.
UUCUCCGUCAUCUUUUCCCCCACUUCCCUAUUAACUCUCUAACUCUCUCUCUCUCUCAGAAAAUGGAUUCCAAUAAAAUAUUAUUAUUUACAGUCCUCCUCCUCACCUCUCAGACCCUCCCGGCGUCGUCGUCGCCGUCUGCUCCGGGAGAUAACCGCCGUACGAUCGCGGAGCUCGAAGUCGACUGUUGCCUCAACUGCAAGCCAAGUACUCCCGGAUUUUCCGCCACCAACAAGAACUACAGCCGCCUCCACCGUGCCCUAGCGACUCCUCCACCGUCGUCGUGCGAGGUCUGGACGACGUCGUUCUCGGAGUCUGUGCUGAGCUUUGCGAAGCAGCCGGAGAACGUGGAGUGGUUGAAGACGAUUAGGCGGAGGAUCCAUGAGCAUCCGGAGCUGGCUUUCGAGGAGGUUGAGACUAGUUGCUUGGUCCGGGCCGAGCUUGAUCGGUUGGACAUCGAUUACCGGUUUCCGCUAGCGACGACCGGUAUAAGGGCCUGGAUCGGAACCGGCCGGCCGCCGUUUGUGGCCGUCAGAGCUGACAUGGAUGCUCUACCUAUUCAGGAAGCUGUGGAAUGGGAGCACAAGAGCAAAGUAGCCGGCAAAAUGCAUGCUUGUGGGCAUGAUGCACAUGUGACCAUGCUCUUAGGUGCUGCCAAGAUCUUGAAGAGCCGUGAACACCUUUUGAAGGGGACUGUAGUAUUGAUAUUUCAACCGGCGGAGGAAGCCGGUAAUGGCGCAAAGAGAAUGAUCGGAGAUGGGGCUCUGGAGAAUGUGGAGGCCAUAUUCGCAGCUCAUGUGUCCCACGAGCACCCCACCGGCAUUAUUGGGUCGAGGUCUGGUCCUUUGCUAGCUGGCUGUGGCUUCUUUAGGGCUGUUAUCACCGGAAGGACUGGCAAUGGCGAAAGCCCUCACAACUCUGUCGACGCUGUUUUGGCAGCUGCGGCGGCCGUGAUCAGCUUACAGGGCAUUGUGUCCCGCGAAGCGAAUCCUCUCGACUCUCAGGUGGUGUCCGUGACAGCCUUUAAUGGAGGUGACAAGCUCGACAUGAUACCCGAUAGUGUUGUAAUUGGGGGAACUCUCAGGGCUUUCUCUAACACAAGCUUCUACCAUCUUAUUCAAAGAAUUGAAGAGGUGAUUGUGGAACAAGCAAGUGUUUACAGAUGCUCGGCAAUGGUGGAUUUCUUCAAAGACCAGAACACCAUAUAUCCCCCGACGGUGAACGACGAGAAGAUGCACGAGCAUGUGAAGAAAGUAGCCACGGAUCUGUUGGGUCCAACGAACUUCAGGGUGGUGCCACCAAUGAUGGGCGCCGAGGACUUCUCCUUCUACUCAGAGGUGAUCCCUGCCGGCUUCUUCUACAUUGGCAUAAGGAACGAGACCUUGGGUUCCUUUCACACAGGACAUUCACCUUAUUUUUUCAUCGAUGAAGAUGUUUUGCCGAUAGGGGCAGCAACUCAUGCCACUAUUGCAGAAAGAUACCUCAACGAACGUAGUUUAUCGUAAACAUCAGGCCCCGGUAGUGCAAAAUGUUGUUCCAUUGGGCAGAAGCAUGAUGUUUAUAUCGAAUGUGCCCUGUAACUUGGUGCUGGAGCUAGGGGGACUAGUACAGGGAAACAGUCUCUUUCAUUUCAUUGGCGUAAAAGGAUGCAGCUAAAGCAUUUUCAGUUAGUCCCUGCUGCAACUUGUGGUACUCAAAUGUUGCAACAAUCAGUAGUUCUGUAAUUGCACCUGCGCAAUAAAGUUCUGUAUAUACUUUUCUUUUAUUCAUCCGUAGGAGAAGUCGAGCCUUGAACUCUCAAAACGAGGAUACAGCUCAUAUUUAGA